This is a messenger RNA of Mytilus californianus (California mussel), 819 nucleotides long. RefSeq names its product fibrinogen-like protein 1. NCBI's taxonomy places the organism in Eukaryota, Metazoa, Mollusca, Bivalvia, Mytilida, Mytilidae. Bases 1 to 819 code for a protein of 272 amino acids. The record is from RefSeq and is a predicted model, not a curated record. The transcript is spliced from 3 exons.
AUGGAGAGUGUAGACUUUGUGACAGAGGAUGGAAUUCGCUUUGACGAUGAAGACACCUGUAUAAAUGGCGGGAGGUUGGAUCAGGACGAUGCAUGUAUAUGUCUGGAUGGUUAUGCUGGUACUUACUGUGAAACGUUAAUUUCAGAUUGCACAAAUGGGAAGACGUUUCCAUAUUACAACGGUAAUGAUGGUAUACUUUAUAUAAAACCCUCUGCCUCUCCUACACUCAUCCCUGUGUAUUGUUCCCUAACACAACUCAGAGCAAGAACAUACAUACAGCGCCAUUAUGCACCUGGUUUUGGAUUUAAUCAGACCUGGGAUAGCUAUAGGGAUGGGUUUGGAGAUAUGCUUACUACAGCCAAAGAUUUCUGGCUGGGAAAUGUUCAUACACAUUACAUCACAAACAGUGGAUUUUAUACACUUGUGUUUGAAAUGGGAAACGAAAAUAAAAGUGAAGUUUAUCAACAGGAAUAUGAAGGUUUUGUACUCAACGAUGAGACAUCAAAAUUCUCUUUUGGACUUGAUUCUGAUCCUACAACUACACUAUCUGGCCAACCUACACUAGGAAACUGUCUUUCAUAUGUUGAAAGUGGCAUCUUUUCUACAUAUGACAAGGACAAUUCUCUGAAAUGCGCACACAUACACGGCAGUGGGUGGUGGUUCGGGUACACAGCGAAUUGUGGCUACUGCAAUCCAAACGGCGUGCUUAUUCAGCCAACCAACGACCAAAGGAUUGGUGUGGAUUAUGAAGUAUUCUGGGAGGAGAAUAUGAAAGAUUGGUCUCCCUGGUAUGUUGAAAUGUGGUUAGAAUUGAGAUGA